AUGAGGGGCAUAACAACUACCAUUUUCGCUGUAAUGGGCUUCGCGGUGGCUUCGUCAUUGGAUGCGAGCACUUCGCCGGGACCAACAGAAGCCACCCAGCUUCCAGAUGCCGCCGCUGAAGCAUUACCCACUGCUUAUCACGACAUGACGAUGAGAAACGAGGAGGCAGCCACAACUUCGGGACAUUCGAUAGAGCUGCGAAGGCUGUGGGCUUCGGAGUCCCCUAAGCCCAUCCCCCGGCCUAGGGGCUUCCCUGCACUGUUAACUAGCCUGUCGUUACUGGGCCACGCUGGUCUUCAUGCAGUAAAGGACUACGACACCCGCGCAGUGCCGCGGCCUGCUAUAUCUCUCCUACUUGGCAAAGCCCGAUUCGACACAGCGAAUCUUGCACUGUUCUCCCUGUUAGGUGGACUAGCGCUGCUCUACUUGGGUAUCAAGCGCAGGUGGAGGAGCCAUAAGGAGAGAAAUUUGUGGAGGCUGGAUGAACUUUUGCGACAAGACCGCGCAAGAGUUGAGGCAAUCAGAAAUGGAGCUAGGAGAAAACUGUAG
Eimeria necatrix is the source of this 549-nucleotide messenger RNA. RefSeq lists its product as hypothetical. The record is from RefSeq and is a predicted model, not a curated record. NCBI's taxonomy places the organism in Eukaryota, Apicomplexa, Conoidasida, Eucoccidiorida, Eimeriidae. The transcript has a single exon. Bases 1 to 549 code for a protein of 182 amino acids.